UUGGUUCGUUGUUGGCAAACGGGCGAGCCGGCAGACACGACGUCACUUCCUCAAGUUGUUUCCAUUUGUUUGUGACAAACGCCAGUAGUUAUCUGGUACCUAACACCCCAAAGAUAACGUUGCUGUUGUAAUUCUACAGGAUGCCGGGGUGUAAGAAGCGUUACCCUUGUUUUCUAUGAAGUACUGCACGGAAGAUACGCAGCAAAGAUAGUUAGCAGCUUUCAAACGACUUAGCAUUAGCAAAGACAGGAAAACGUGCGUUCGCAACAGAAGUAGUUGGCCAGCUAAGGUUAGCUAGCUAGUUUAGUUUGAUUGGCUACGACUGUAGUUAGGUGCCUUGGUUCUGGUACCGCCCGGGUCGCAGCGUUGGCUACUGCUUGCUCACUAUCAACUGAUGGAGUGCCCUCAUCUGAACUCAAACCUGAGCUGUGCUGUCGAUUCCUCCAGGUUCCCCAACGGCGCUCCGUCCUCCUGGUGCUGCAACGUUUGCAGGUCUAACAAGAGCCCAUGGAUCUGCCUCACCUGUUUGAUGGUUCACUGUGGAAGAUAUGUGAAUGGACAUGCAAAGAAACACUUUGAGGAGAGCCAGUCCUUUGGCAUUAGCCAAAGGAAAGGUGAGAAGCAAGAGAAGGAGAAAUCCCAUCAUUCUGUCUGCAUGGACUGCAGCAACUACAGUGUAUUUUGUUACAGAUGUGACGACUUUGCUGUCAAUGACACCAAACUCGGACAGGUGCACAAGGUGAGGGAGCAUCUUCAAAGUCUAGAACACUCAGCAUUGAUGGGUGAGCGGCAAAGGAAGAGAAAACUCCAGGAAGGUCCUGCUGCAGAUAACAAAGUGUUGAAGGACAAUGAUGGAGCCGCUUUAGGUGCUACAGGUCUGAGGAACUUGGGCAACACAUGCUUCAUGAACGCCAUUCUCCAGUCUCUGAGCAACAUUGAACAGUUCAGCUGUUUUUUCAAGGAGUUGCCUGCGGUGGCUCUACGCAGUGGUAAGACAGCAGGAAGAAGGAUGUACCACACCCGCAGCCAAGGGGACAACAGUGUGUCUUUGGUGGAGGAGUUUAGGAAAACUCUUUGUUCCCUGUGGCAAGGGAAUCAGACCGCCUUUAGUCCAGACUCCUUAUUUUAUGCCAUAUGGAAAAUCAUGCCGAGUUUCAGGGGGUAUCAGCAGCAGGAUGCUCAUGAGUUCAUGCGUUACUUGCUGGACCACCUCCACAGGGAGCUGCAGUGCAGUCGUAAUGGGGCGUCUCUCUCAGUCUCACCUCAGGAUGGGGUCAGACUCUCCACCACUGAGAGCAAAUGCUGCAUAAACGGAACUUCCAGUGUUGUCACAUCCAUUUUUGGUGGUAUACUUCAAAAUGAAGUCAACUGCCUGAUAUGUGGAACAGAAUCACGUAAAUUUGAUCCAUUUCUUGAUUUAUCCUUAGACAUUCCCAGCCAGUUUAGACAAAAACGAAGUAAGGACCAAGAACCAGGUCCGGCAUGCACCUUACGUGACUGUUUACACAGCUUCACUGACCUGGAAGAACUUGAUGAAACUGAGCUGUAUUACUGCCAUAAAUGUAAAAAGCGACAGAAAUCAACAAAAAAAUUUUGGAUCCAGAAGCUGCCAAAAGUUUUGUGCCUGCACCUUAAAAGGUUUCACUGGACAGCAUUUCUGAGAAACAAGGUGGACACCUACGUAGAGUUUCCACUGAUAGAUCUGGACAUGAGGGGUUUCUUACUUGAGCCAGAGAUUUCAUUACCAGGCAGUUGCGUCUAUGACCUUGUUGCUGUUGUAGUACAUCACGGCUCUGGGGUUGGGUCAGGCCAUUAUACAGCAUAUGGCAGCCAUGAGGGCCGCUGGUACCACUUCAAUGACAGCACAGUGACUCUGACCAGUGAGGACACGGUGAGGAAGGCCAAGGCUUAUAUCCUCUUUUAUGUGGAGAGGACUGGUCAAGGUCCUGGAGACAGAACCGCCACGAACAGCACGCCCGCAAGACCAGCGGCCGCGGACACGGCGCCCACGGGCAGUGCUUCCUCAGGAGCGGUCGCUCUGGACAAGGUUGCCACAAACAGUGUUUUGAUGGAUGCAGCAGCCUCACAAAUGGUAACCUUGAAUGAGAAAGCGCCAGAUAACGCCACCCCGCAAAGUGCAGGCGGUGACCGGGCUGCACCGGAACAAGCUGCCACCGCCUCUGUGGCGGCGGCAGACAUGGAUACCUCAGACAAGGCUGCACCGGGGGAAGCUAGCCAAGCUGCACAGACUGUUGGACAAUGAUUCUGUCAUCCUUACUGCCUCAGAGCAGCUCCUCACUCCACGUCGGCUUCACCUCAAUCACAUUUAUCACAGUGCUUGAUUAUGAUAGUUAAUUUUCACAUUUAUCGUACGUGCAGCUGUUUCGUUUCGGUGAUCUGCAUGAUGGGAUCACGUGUACUUUGCUGCUUGAUUUUUAGUAUGACUUUCGUUGUGCAUUUAUUUCCUCGAUGUUGUAAUCCUCAGAUGAGGUAGACCUCACCACAUGUCAUAGAUUCCAAAGGUGAUCGUUUCAAGUAAUAAAGUAAAGCUUUAGCCUUGGAAAACCUCAGAUGGUCCAACGUUUAGCUUAGACUGACGAGAGUCUUUGUCAACACACUGUCGUAAACAAUAUUUGAAAUUUCUGAUGUUUUACGUUUCCAUAAGUUUUCUACUCCCAAUGUUUAAAAGCCCUUUGCAUAUGUUUUAUUAUAUAUUAGUGGAGGUUUUAGGAUUUAGAAUGCAAUGCAUUUACUGACUGACAAGUGCUCAUUAGGGCGAUAGAAAGCUGUUUUAACUUCAUGACCACAACCAAUGUGAAAGAAACGACCAUUCUGAAAUAGUUUUGUCUGUAUCGGUGCAACAUUUUCAUGAUAUAAAGUGGAUUUAAAUGCUAACCCCAGUUGCUUUUUCUUUUUCCAACAUGUUUUAAGAAAAUGACAAAAUAUACCAGAGAACCUGUUUUUUUAAAGUUUGCUGGGUUUUUUUGUUUUUUUUUUGUCCAAAAACAAUAAAUGUUUUAUUCUGUGUA
Betta splendens (Siamese fighting fish) is the source of this 3029-nucleotide messenger RNA. RefSeq names its product ubiquitin specific peptidase 3 (gene usp3). Gene Ontology annotation, biological process: protein deubiquitination. The record is from RefSeq and is a predicted model, not a curated record. Gene Ontology annotation, molecular function: zinc ion binding; cysteine-type deubiquitinase activity. Lineage: Eukaryota; Metazoa; Chordata; Actinopteri; Anabantiformes; Osphronemidae. The coding region runs from base 395 to 2263 and encodes 622 amino acids. The transcript is spliced from 15 exons. Gene Ontology annotation, cellular component: cytoplasm.